AUGUUAAGCUCUGUUGAUUCGACGCUGAAGGUUCUCGACGAGCCCGCCCCGUUGGGUCUUUCGCUCCUCGUCGCGCCGGACCACCCAUCCAUCGAUCACGAUGCUAAUGUCGAACCCAGCAUUGUCUUCGUUCAUGGGUUUAAUGGACACCCGGAGCGCACCUGGAGGCACAAGGGCGAUGCUGGCAACCAGCCUGAUGCGCCUGAAGACCCCGGCGACGAACGACCUCGGAAGUUCCAGAAGCUAUUCGAUUCGAUAAAGAUCCCCCGCGACCGAAAGCCUGUUUAUUGGCCUAAGGAUCUUUUACCGCAUACAGUCCCCAAUGCACGAAUACUAGCUUAUGGCUAUGAUACUCACCUCGGACAUCGACUUAGUUCUCCGAGGAGCCAGAAAUCGGUCUAUGAUUUCGCAAAGGACUUCUUGACGGAGUUGGAAGCUGCACGUCGAUCUCAGCCAACCAGGCCCCUCUUGCUCAUUGCCCACAGCCUUGGAGGAGUCGUUGUCAAGGAAAUGCUUCGGCAGUCAUAUGGCUACCUGAAUCACCAACCUCAUCUUCGGACUAUAUCGGAGUCAACGCUGGGUAUCAUCUUCUUUGGCACGCCACACGGUGGUGCAGAUCCGCAAGGGCUUGUAAGGACCAUUGCGGAAAAUAUUGCUCGAGCGUUUGGUUUCACGGCAAAUGAAACUGUCCUGGAGAGCUUGCUACCCUCGUCUGAACGAUUGAGGCAACUUCGGGACGAGUUUGGUCCGAUGGCACGCGCAGAGGGAUGGAAGAUACACUGUUUCCAAGAAGACCACGGCAUUAAAGCCCUCGGUGGAAGGAAGGUUGUUGACGAUGCGUCCUCUUGCUUGUCUGAUUCGAGUCUGGAAAUCACUCAGCAUAUUGCCAAUAAUCACAUGGAUAUGUGUCGCUUUAGCGGAAUGAACGAUGCCGAGUAUAGAAAAGUUGCAGCAGCAAUUCAUCGAAUCCUUGGAAAUUCGAACGAUCGCCCUCCACACGUUAGUCGCUCAACACUCAGCGCCGAAGAACGGCAAGCCUACAUCAAGUCUCUCAGAUUUGAUCAGAUUGAUUCUCGUCAUGCGACAAUUAAGACAGCCCACGCCAAAACUUGCAGAUGGUUUCUCAAGAAAUCUGGUUACCAGGACUGGCUCGCCCUCGAAAGACUAUCCGAACAUAAUGGCUUUUUGUGGAUCAAGGGGAAAGCGGGUACUGGCAAAAGCACAUUGAUGAAGUACAUCUAUGCGAACGCCAAAAAGACCAUGUUGGAAGCCACAGUUAUUUCAUUCUUUUACAACGCGAGAGGAGAAGAUCUCGAGAAGUCCACCGAAGGAAUGUAUCGCUCAUUGCUUCUGCAAUUACUAGAGGACCGUCCUGAGCUCGAACGAAUUCUGGACGUCCUUCCCCGGCCACUACUGUCUGAGACCGGUGAAUUUGAGGGCCAAUGGCAACUUGAGACCCUGAAAAAUACCUUUCAAGCCGCGGUCAGAAGUCUUGGAAGCAGAACCCUAGUAUUAUUUGUCGAUGCGUUGGACGAAUGCCGUGAAGACGACGUGCGUGACAUGGUGGCAUUCUUCGAGACUCUCAGCCAAGAAGCAGUUCAAUCAAAAAUCCAACUACAUACAUGUUUCUCGAGCCGGCAUUACCCUUACAUUAGCGUCGAUAAGUGCGUUGAGCUCGUCUUGGAGAAUCAGGAGGGCCAUCAAGAUGACUUGGCACACUACCUACAGACUGAAUUGAAAAUCGGAAAGAGUCAGCGCAGCGAAAAGAUCAAAAACGAAGUUCUCCAGAGAGCCAAUGGUAUUUUUCUGUGGGUGGUUCUGGUUGUGCGAAUCUUGCAGAAAGAAUUCGACAGAGGACGAGUACAUGCUCUUCAGAAACGACUAAACGAGAUUCCCGACGGCCUUGAUAAAUUGUUCGAAGAUAUCUUGACACGAGACGCGCGAAACAGUGACGACCUGUUGCUCUGCCUACAAUGGAUUUUGUUCGCCAAACGACCGUUGAAGCGUGAAGAGUUAUAUUUCGCGAUGUUGGCAGGGAACGAACCUGACCAACUCACUGCAUGGGAUCCAAGCGAGACAACGACAGAUGUUAUGGACCGAUUCAUUCUGGAUUGUUCCAAAGGCCUCGCGGAGCUGACGAAGACCAAGAAUCAGACAGUUCAGUUCAUUCACGAAUCUGUUCGAGAUUAUCUUCUAAAGGGAAAGGGACUCGUCCACCUUCAACGGCCUCUAGAGUCGGAUUUUGAGGGCCUGAGCCAUGAAAAGCUGAAGCUUUGUUGUCAAAACUAUUUGAAGCUAGAACGCGCAAGCCGCUUGCAUAUGCAGAGGCAAGAUACAGCAGAGUCUGGGAUGGAGCGUGACGCGACGUCUGACAGUGAAACUCAGCUUGACAGCCUCUCUAUCGACAACAAUCAUGAGCUGCAAGAUGCCACAUCUUCUUCCAGCGAGGCUAGAGGCGUACGCGAGAACUUAUGUGCGCAAUACCCAUUCCUAAGCUAUGCCGUGAGCCACCUCUUUGACCAUGCCGAGGCGGCAGCUGAGGUGAUAUCGCAAACAGCUUUCAUCACGGAACUCGACCUCGCAACCUGGAGGGAGUACAACAACAUCCUUGAGAGAUACUCUAUUCGAAAGUAUUCCCCUUCGGUAAGCCUACUAUAUGUUUUGGCCGAAAAAAAUGUACCUCGGCUCAUCCGCAUUGAGCUUCAAAAAAUGCCUCACAUGGAUAUUAAGGGUGAGCGACAUCAGUUUCCUCUGCGGGCGGCUGUAGCCGCAAAGAACAAGGAAGCAGUCGAGGAGUUUCUGAGGCCAGUAGCAGGAAGCAAGGAUGCGGCUGGACGAGAUGUCGAUUUCAUUUCCUCGCAGAUCCACGACAGGCGGCAUGCUUGUGCGGACUUCUUAUUGCAAAGAGCCACAACGAUCUCCAAGCUGAAAGAAGAGACAGUACUCUUCUGGGCUUUCGCCACAGGAAACAUUGAUCUCGUCGAAACUUUGCUAGCAACAGAGAAGGUCCAAUUAACUUGGCAGGCAAAGAUCAGAAAUGGAUGCCGCCUCGCGGUGGGCCUAAGUGCUAGCGACUUACGUUUGGCUUUGGCAACAGUAUUGCUAUAUACCAAUCAGCAUGAAACUGUCGCCAAAGGCACAAAUGCAUAUGCAAUAAGUCUGCUGCGAGUGCAUGUUCUCCCUUGGGCAUUCGAGCAUGGAUAUGGGCUUUUGAUCAGACAUCUGCUGUGGUAUAUGGUAUGCGUGGCUGGAGGGAUCCCGGGGGCUGAAUCUCGUGCAGUGAAGCCUCUGCAGAGCGACGCUGAUUUUAUCGCUCUAAUGUCGCAGCAGCACAUUUCGGUCGAUUCAGAGCUCGGUGAUGCGACAUAUCGGACACUGUUAUCAUUUGCCGCGGGCUACGGACUUGCAGGUGUCGUGAAGUACAUUCUUGAGCAUACCAGCCACCGGCUGGAUGAGCGAGAUUCCUCGGGGCGUACUCCCCUUGCUCAUGCGAUCUUGAAUUGCUGUUCAGAUGUCGUCGAAACACUUAUCCCAGCAACAAACAUCAAUUUCGUCGAACCCGAUGGGCAAAGCCUCCGUCUGCCUUUGUCGUCAACAAAACAUAAAGAGAUGAUUGAAUUGUUGUUGAAAUACCGGGCAAGCUUUCAGGAUAUUGAAAUUGAUCAUCGAGACCCUCUCAGCUGGGCGUGUGAAAAUGGGCACGAAUCCAUGGUGGAAUUGCUCCUGGAGCAUGGGCAUCAUAAGGUCAACUCACGAGAUUCUGUGGACAUGUCUCCGUUACAUUUUGCAGCGUUGAACGGACACGAAUCAAUAGCCAAAUUGCUCCUGGCGGAUCCCGCUGUCGAGGUGAACGCUAGAGACAGUCAUGACGACACUCCAUUACAUAUGUCGGCACAGGGUGGGCACGACUCAGUCCUAAAGCUGCUCCUGCAGCAUGGGGAUGUCGACGUGAACACAAGGAACAUUAAAGGCCAGAACCCAUUACUCGCGGCAGCGAGGAAUGGGCACGAAUCGACGACAAAACUCCUCUUAGAACGUGAGGACAUCGACGUGAACGCAGGGAAUGUUUACGGCGCGUCUCCAUUGCACGCCGCACUGCGUUGGAGUCCAAUUGCAAUUGUCCGACUUUUGCUCGAACACCAGGAUAUCGACCCCGAUCUCACAUGCUUCGACCCUGUAUUCCAGAGAUAUCGACCAGCGCUGGAGAUGGCCAGGGGAAGGGGCCAUAGGGAAGUGGUCGAGCUGUUGGAGACGAAAAUGCGCCAACGGCAGAGCCUUGAUCGCUCGCUCUGA
Messenger RNA from Fonsecaea multimorphosa CBS 102226, 4293 nucleotides. RefSeq lists its product as uncharacterized. The coding region runs from base 1 to 4293 and encodes 1430 amino acids. Lineage: Eukaryota; Fungi; Ascomycota; Eurotiomycetes; Chaetothyriales; Herpotrichiellaceae. The transcript has 3 exons. The record is from RefSeq and is a predicted model, not a curated record. Gene Ontology annotation, molecular function: protein binding.